AUGGCGCCCGAAGCAGCCUCUUCUGUGCGCUCCACCGAGCGCCUGGAGGCGAGCAUCCCUGGCGCUUUCCUUGAUCCGCGCACUCCGAGCAUAGCUUCCAUCACCACGCACCAGACGUCCCUCUCGCAAGCCCUCUACGAGCGCCGCGCCGAAUACACGCGACCGCGCAAUGUGCGCAUCAAAGUCGGCACCUGGAACACGGGCGCCCAAAAGGGCACCGAGCACGACAUCGGCAAGUGGUUCGUCCAGGGCAAGGGCAUUGAAGAGUCGCUCGCUGGGCUCGGCGUGUCUGACCCUGGGGAGCACGGCAAGGGCGGCAGAGAGAGCGUUCCAGCGCAAGAAGCACGACAUAGCACGCGGGAGCCGACUGUCCCUCACCGCGAAGCAGGCGAGAUCCCGGGUGGACAGGACAUCGAUAUCUAUGCGCUUGGCCUGCAAGAGAUUGUCGACAUCACAUCCGCCGCAGAGGCUCUGAGACCGUACACCGACCCCACCACGGCCAACAAAUGGAAAGCGUCGCUCGAGGCUAUUCUGCCCAAAGGUUAUCAGCUGGUUUCCGAGCAGCAGCUGAUUGGCCUAUGGCUGGUCAUCUAUGUCUCCCCAGAAAUCGUACCGCAGAUCAAGAAUGUCAGUACCACGAGCGUGGGUACUGGCUUGAUGGGCUACAUGGGCAACAAGGGUGCUGUAACAACACGCAUAGUCUUGGGAGAGACGACGCGACUUGUCUUCAUAAACUCGCACCUGGCUGCUGGUGCAGACAAGGCAUCCUUGGACAGGAGGAAUUGGGACGCUGCUCAGAUCAACUCCCGAACGCGCUUCGACCCCAUCGUUGACGCCUUGGGAUCUUCGCAAAACACAGGUGAGAGUCUGGGUGAAGAAGACUUUGCCUUUUGGUUCGGCGACCUAAAUUAUCGUCUCAACGGUAUGCCAGGCGACGACGUGCGUCGCCUGCUCACGAUUCACACAAAAGACAUGGACAAAGAAGGAGACCAUGGUCGGUCGUCUACAUCUGGUGAUUCUGCAUAUGGCUCAAAGCAUUCGUCUGAGGAUACGCGCGACGCCGUUCCCGAGCCAGCAGAACUCGAUCCCGCUUCACUGCAAACCACCAUCUCGUCGCUGCUGCCGCACGAUGAAUUGCACCAGAUGAUGAAAGGCGGCAAGGCUUUCCACGAUGGGUGGGAAGAGGGCCCUGUCCGGUUCCUGCCGUCCUACAAGUAUGACAUCGGAAAGGUUGGCGUCUUUGACUCGAGCGAGAAGCGCCGCUGUCCCAGUUGGUGCGAUCGCAUCCUCUACCGGACACGAGCAUCUAAACAGCAAUAUGACAGCCGGGUAGAGGAUCAAGAAGCAGCGCGCAAACACGAUGAAGAGAUGAAGUUGAAGGGUAUCGACGUACCAGGAGACUACGAUGUCAUGUAUGAGUACGACCCUGACACUGAUGGAGAGACAUACGACGAGUACGAGGAAAAUGAAGACCCUGAGCCUGAGCCAAUCAAAACAAAGGAUGACCUUCCUGCUGAGCUGCUACUCGAGUACUACACCACCCACAUGCGCGUCCUCAGUUCCGAUCACAAGCCCUUGGAUGCAGUUUUCAAGCUACAAUACGAUGCUGUCGUUCCGGAGCUGAAGGCUGCUAUCCAUGGUGAGGUGGCUCGUGAGAUUGACCGUCAAGAAAACGAGGGUCGACCGUCGAUUGCGGUAGUAGUAGAACGCGCGACUGGUUCUUCGCCCGACGAUCGGAACAAAACAGAUAGCACCUUUGAAGGAGUAGAUUUCGGUGACGUCAAAUUCGCAAAGUCCUCGAGACGCAACAUCACCAUUGCAAAUACUGGACGUGUACCAGCUACCUUUGGAUUCGCCGAUCGCCCGGUAGAUAAAAACCAACCGGCUGGCCCGUUCCCCCCUUGGCUCUCUGUCACUUUUGACAAAGCGCAAGACAAGCUUGAUAAGCCAAGGCCAGACGACAUUCAUCAAUACUUCACACUCUCUCCUGCAGACGUGCUCAAUGUCGAGCUGAAACUCAAGAUCGAGAGUCUGAAUUCGGUGCGCGAUCUCAAUGAAGGGGAUGCUAUGAUUGACGAAAUCCUCGUCCUACGCGUCGAAAAUGGACGCGACCACUUCGUUCCUAUCCGCGCUCAUUGGCAACCGUCGGCACUCGCACGAUCUAUCGACAAGCUGAUCAAGAUUCCCGAAGGCGGUAUCAGGAAACUACAGAAUCAGAUACCAGCCCGUGGCGAGGUAAAAUGGAGCGUGCCUAGGGAAGUAUUCCGGCUGACCGAGGCGAUAGAAGACUUGACGGAGCGAACCCUAGCCGAGUGGGACAUGACCAAGAGUGAGGGAGAGAGGGCACCUUGGCAGGAUAAUGCAGGGUGGCCUUUUGUCAAGGGUCGGAGUGGCAGCAGGCAUGGUUGGGAAGACGAGCUCGCGGAGAUCUACGACGCGCUGGACUGUGAUACGCCUCUCAUCGAUGCGUUCUAUCCAGAGACCCGCAGCAAAGAGCGCGUUGAGAUGUUGGCCGAAGCCCUGAUCACCUUUCUAACUAGCCUCACCGACGGCGUGAUUACUAAGAGCCUGUGGGAGAAGUUGGAAGAAGCGUUAGCUCGCCGCGAGAAGGCUGCGAGAACUAUACCAUCUCUCGAUUACUCCACUGAUGAUGAGAAAAUGACCAUCCUAGAGAUACUGGCAACAGCGCCCAACCACAACGCUACCUUCCUCCUCAUACUAUCCUUCCUCCAGAAUAUCGCGAAUCAGAUUACCGAGGUGUCAAAACCUCGCCCAGAGGAUAGCAGCAAGAGAGCAAGCGCAGACAUGAGCCUUCCGUCCAGCCCCCAAGCAAAGGUUAGAAGGAAGACACUAAGCAAAGUGCCAGAAGUCGCUAUUCGACAACUUAUUGUGAGGAACUAUGCUGUCGUCUUUGCGGAAUGCUUGGUCAAAUGGAAGGACGGGGGAAAGGAGAAGGACAAGGCAGCCUGGAAAGAGAGGAUGCCGGGAAAGAAGACCACGUCCAGAACCUACCUCAUCUACUUUGUCACCGGAAAUCCUGGUCUCGUGGAAUACUACCGCACUUUCUUGACACAUUUAUACGGUCUGUUGAGUCACAACACAGCAUCUGAUCGCGAUGUUGAAUUCCAAGUCUACGGAAGAAGUCUGUCUGGUUUCGAAAUGAACAAUGCUGAGAUCAAAACGAUGAAAUGGCGGAAACAGCCCCCAUAUGGAUUGCAAGACCAGAUCAGGCAUUCUGAAGACGAAUUGGCGGAUUUGGUAGAAGAGAUUAAAGAGCAGGGAGCCAAGGAUGUCAGGGUCAUUCUUGUGGGUCAUUCGGUGGGUGCGUACAUCUCUUUGGAGAUUAUACGUAGGUUGAGGGCACAUGGAAUGGCGGGCGAGGAUUUCGAGACGAGGGUCGUGGGUGCAAUUGGACUGUUUCCUACGGUUGUCGAUAUUGCGAGAAGCGAGAGUGGGAUGAAAGCUUCUCCAUUCCUGAAGAACUCGAACUUUGCAACAUUUGCAGCGCUCUUCGUCAACUUCUUAACUUUUCUGCUUCCCAUUUCUCUCAUUGCGAACUUGAUAGCAAAGUUUAUGGAUUUCCCCUCCGAUGCGGCGCAAACAACUGCGGCUUUCGUUAAAUCACCCCACGGCAUUCACCAAGCACUUCAUAUGGCGCGCGAUGAAAUGUUCCAAAUUGACACCGACAUCUGGGACGAAGAAAUCUGGGGCGCCGCUGCCUCCGAACCCGCAACCAAGCACCCGCAUCCCCGGCCAAUCUUGCGCUUCUUGUUUGCACGCGAGGAUCAUUGGGUCGCGGAUGCGACUAGGGAUGCACUAAUUCACAGCCGUGGAAGAUUCAGCCGUGGAGAUGGUGUGGAUGAGAUUGAAGGGCAGGGCGAGAAUUGGAAACCUAUCAUGGAAAUUGACGAGAGAGAGGGAUGGCCUCACGGUUUCUGUAUUCGCCAUGGAGUGCCAGUCGCAGAGAGGGUAGCUGGGUAUGUGAGAACGAUUGUGGCACAGGAUAUGGCGAGGAAGUACGUCAGCGCUGCAUCCACCAUGACACGUAACUCCCACAAAACUCCAGGCUCCCACGGUCAGCUAUAUCAAUACAACGAGCUGCCUUGCGAUGGAUCCUUCCGCUACCUAAGUCUUCACCGUGGCAGUGGCGCCGACCCACUCAGGUGUAGUUUACAGACAGGGUCUGUGUUAAAAACAAAAUUCGAAGCUAUAUCGUACGUGUGGGGAAAGAGCAAAAAGAACAGGAAGAUCAUGUGCGAUGGUCGUGUUAUCAGGAUAACGACCAGCCUGUCCAACGUACUACGACGUCUUCGACUUCCUCACAAGCGGCGUAAGCUGUGGGCUGAUGGCAUCUGUAUCAAUCAGGAUGAUCUGAACGAGAAAGGUCAUCAAGUAGCAAUGAUGGGGGAGAUUUACCGUUCAGCGACUCGUGUUCUUAUCUACGUUGGAUCUGAUGAUGAUGGCCAUGGUCCGCAGGUGUGCUCUUUGCUGGAUGAUGUCAAUCGAAUGAUUGAUGAAACAUGCGAGCAUAUUGACAUGUCGUGGGAUUCUUAUCCUUAUCUCGAACAAGAUGAUCCCAUCUUGUCGGAUACCCGAUGGAAAUCCCUCACCCACCUGAGCUGUCAGAACUGGUUCAAGCGCGGUUGGACGGUACAGGAAGCCGCCCUUGCACAGCAUAGUCAGGUCGUUUGGAAUCAGACCACUUUUAGCUGGGAAAAACUAAUGCGCACAGAUUUGUGGCUGAUUAGGCGCGCUUCUGAUCUACACCAUGAACUCAAUUUGGGUAUCAUGGCAUGUCACAAUGAAGCUUACAAGCAACGCAAGAAGGCUUUCGCGCGGAUCUUCUAUCAGGAGCUAAGUUGGUCAGCGCCCUCCUUGUUACGUACUCUCAAUAUGGCAAGGGUUUUAGAACUUUCAGAUGCCCGCGACAGAAUCUAUGCUUUCAUGGAGUUAUUAGAAAGCUCUGAAAAGGUGCUCGCCAUAAAACCCAACUAUAACCUAGCCCCCCUGGAAACCUAUCGGCAAUUCGCAAUGCAGUACGUUCGAGAAACUAAGAGUAUCGAUAUUCUGGAUUUUGUUCAAUAUCGCCCAUGUUCUGCCGAUUUUGAUGGACCUUCGUGGAUACCCCGCUGGGACGUUGCCAGAAUUCCUUUUGCGCCACGGUUCCGCCAAGAUGGAGUACCACUUACCUCACGUGACGGAUCCAUUGGUGAGCCAGAAGUCAUAGACCACCAAAUUCUAUCAGCAAGAGGUGUAGUCACUGAUAGCAUAAGAUACGCCUCAGAUGAUUUCGAAUAUGACCUCACAACGCCGCAUUCAGUGCGAGAACUGUGGACAGUCGUCGGUCCCAUGCUUGAGGACUCACCUUAUGAAUCCUCCUAUAGGUUAGAUGUCUUCCUAAAUGCUUUGUCUUUGGGCAAAUAUGACGGGGGAUGGUGGGAAUGGUGGCGGUCUAGAGCUGCGUUCAAGGCAUACCUUCAAACCGAGCACGAUGAAAGGACGCUCAACGAGCCAUCACAUCACGAUCAUAUUUCAUCGAACAGAACCUUGGAAGUCUCAAGAAUUCAUAUGCAAGGCACCCGACUUGUAGUCACGAUGCGUGGGUACAUCGGUCUAGCUGAUGUCGUUGUUCAGAAGGAUGACAUUUGUGGAAUCAUUUUCGGCCGCAAUAUACCUUGCGUCUUGCGUCAAGUCCCUGACAGCAAUUAUUACAGAUUCAUCGGUAGUGCGUAUCUCAUGGGCAAGAAAGGUUAUGAGAUAGAAGAGGGAGUUGUCGUUUUUUGCGACCCUCUAGGUCACGAAGACAGCAAGGAUUGGGUUGAGUGGGACAUCGAAGAACAAGAUAUUUACCUAUUCUGA
Molecule: messenger RNA, 5859 nt
Organism: Alternaria burnsii
Lineage: Eukaryota; Fungi; Ascomycota; Dothideomycetes; Pleosporales; Pleosporaceae
Product: dnase i-like protein
Exons: 5
Coding region: 1-5859 (1952 amino acids)
Biological process (GO): phosphatidylinositol dephosphorylation; lipid storage
Cellular component (GO): lipid droplet
Molecular function (GO): lipase activity; phosphatidylinositol-4,5-bisphosphate 5-phosphatase activity
Source: RefSeq, a predicted model, not a curated record